This is a messenger RNA of Pelecanus crispus (Dalmatian pelican), 492 nucleotides long. Lineage: Eukaryota; Metazoa; Chordata; Aves; Pelecaniformes; Pelecanidae. The record is from RefSeq and is a predicted model, not a curated record.
CCACCGACCACAAUGAACAAGUUCCUGUGCUGCACGCUUGUGCUCUUGGACAUUUCUGUUAAGUGGACCAUCCAGGACGACUCUGCCCCCAAGUAUCCCCAUUACGACCCAGGGACGUCUCGUCAGCUGCUGUGUGACCAGUGCCCUCCUGGGAGCUACGUGAAGCAGCACUGUACAGCCACCAGCCCGACGCAGUGCGCCCCGUGCCCGGAUCAGUACUACGCCGACGAGUGGAACAGCAACGAUGAAUGCCAGUACUGCAGCGCCGUUUGCAAAGAGCUGCAGUACGUCAAGCAGGAGUGCACCAGCACGCAGAACCGCGUCUGCGAGUGCGUCGAAGGCAGAUACCUGGAGCUCGAGUUUUGUUUAAAGCACACGGAGUGUCCUCCCGGAUUUGGCGUUGCACAGCCAGGUAUGUACCGCUUGUCAAUACGCACAGACUUAAUUAGAGCUCUGCCGCACGUCGACGACUCGUGGCAGUUACAAGAUUAG